Molecule: messenger RNA, 1017 nt
Organism: Protopolystoma xenopodis
Lineage: Eukaryota; Metazoa; Platyhelminthes; Monogenea; Polystomatidea; Polystomatidae
Source: the annotation of a GenBank genome assembly
UUGAUUUCCCAAAGAAGAGGCCUUAAACUAGUAGAAACAAAAGAAAUAGAGUAUAUUGCUCCUACUAAGUUUAACUUCGUUAGAUAUGGGUAUCCCUUUUAUCAGUCCUGGGAUAACACCAGUAAACGUUUUUCAGAAAAUUCGAAAAUAAUCGUUGUUGAAGGAAACGUAUGCACUGGGAAAGGUCAUGUUGCGCAAAAGUUGGCUGAGGCUUUUGGAAUGUACUAUUUCAGUGACUGCACAGAUGAUGAUAUCUACACAUUUAAGCUACCCCAGGGCGACUUUGACCUUAGAUCUCAUAACCACGCCUUGCCUGACUUUGCCAAAUAUUACACGACCUCGAUGUUUUGGAACGAUAAAGACCCAAUUAAAAAUGGCAAGCCUCUCUAUCUUCAAAUUCAAUAUUUCGCACGACGCUACUUUAGCUACACUAAAGCGAAAUGUAUGCUCUUCAACACUGGUCAAGGCUCAGUCCUAGAACGUAGUCCGUUCUCUGAUUUCGUUUUCGCGCAGGCCUUAAACCAUUGUGGAUUACUUUCCGAUUAUGCCCUUGAUUGGUUCAUGUAUAAUCAUGCUUCCACUGUCCGAAGUAUUUGGCGUCCUCAUGUCGUCGUCUAUUUGCGAACACCUUUGAGCAUGAUUAGGGAAGAAAUAAAGAAAAGAAAUGUCCCUUGGCAGACAAAUGCUCAUAAUCUUACUGAUAAAUUCAUCACAAGUUAUACAUCUUUAUUGGAGAAGAACUAUCUUGAACCGAUCUCUAAAAUAUCGCAAGUCUUUGUAAUUGAUCGAUCUACAACGGAAAUAUAUGAUGAGGAAGACAUGCGCAUCCAAAUGGAGCGUUUGACAGAUUUUGAGUUGGACGGCAAAGGCCUUCUAAAAGAUGAUAUAAAAUUCCUUGAAUGGCGAGAUAACACCCAUCGUGAAACGCCUAGCAAACGUGCCCGUUGGUUUCGGAGUGUAAUUAAAAACUUUAGAAAAAGAGUUUAUCUUUCUGGUGUAUACGGUACCAAAUUAUAA